Molecule: messenger RNA, 2448 nt
Organism: Paramecium tetraurelia
Lineage: Eukaryota; Ciliophora; Oligohymenophorea; Peniculida; Parameciidae
Exons: 4
Biological process (GO): carbohydrate metabolic process
Molecular function (GO): carbohydrate binding; hydrolase activity, hydrolyzing O-glycosyl compounds
Source: RefSeq, a predicted model, not a curated record
AUGUUAAUCAUCAUUUUGUUAAAUUUAUAAGUUGCAGUAUACACGCGUUAUGCAACAACACAGGUAAAAAAUACUGUAGCCUUUAAAUAAUAUAAACUUUAUACAAGUGAGACCUCAGUAUUUAAGGCAGGACAUUCAAUAAAUUUAGAAUAAAAUCUCAUUUUAGAAAUCAGAUAAGAAAACAUUGAUUAAGUUGAUAUUCAAAUCUAUGAUGAGGCAAAUAAACACUUUAGAAUACCAUCAGAUCCUCCUUUCAACUAUAAUGAUGUGAAGGAUCCUUAAUAAUUUAAUUCUUAUGAUUAUGACAUAAGAGUAUAGUUCAAUCCUAUUGUGAUUCAAGUACAAAGAGAUAAUGCUACAAUUUUUACAAUAACUGAUUUAAUCUUUAGUGAAACAUAUAUUGAAUUCACUCAUAUUCCACAAAAUAAAUAAAUGUGGGGUUUGGGAGAAAGAAAUUAAGUUGGAUUUCGUUUCAAAGAGGGAAUCUACACAUUAUUUGCAAGAGACGAACCCAAUAUAAUAGAAAAUGGAAAACGACCAGGAAAACAUGUAUAUUCUAGUCACCCCGUUUUAUUAAGUAUGGAAGAAAGUGGGAAAUUCAAUGUGAUGUUCUACAAAACAUCAUCUCCCAUGGAUGUGCAUUAUGAAGAGGAUAAAAUGAAAUUCAUAACCAUAGGUGGAAUCAUCCAUGUAAAAUUAUUUUUGGGUGACACUUCUCCCAGAUCUGCAAUUAAAAAAUAUCAUAAAUAUUUGGGUGGUUGGAUGCUCCCACCAUUUUGGGGAUUUGGAUUUCAUCAAUGCAGAUGGGGAUAUAAAAAUAGCAGUGUUUUAAUAGAUGUUGUAUAAUAGUAUUAGAAAAAUCUUAUACCAAUUGAUAUAAUCUGGACUGAUCUUGACUAUAUGGAUGAUAGAUAAAUAUUCUCGGUUGAUAAGCAUAAAUUUCCAAAGAAGGACUUUUAAUACUUAAAAGGGUUGGGUGUCAGAUAUAUUCCAUUGUUAGAUGUGGCUGUUGGAGUGAAAUAUGGAAGUGAAGAUGAAGGCUACAGAAAGGGAACAGAGUAUGAUGUUUUUUUAUAUUCUCCAUAUACUGGAUAUCGAUUUUAGGGAUAUGUUUGGCCUGGCGAUUCCUAUUUCCCUGAUUUCUUUCAUCCAAAUAUCAGUAAAUAUUGGAAUGAGAUGCAUGAACAUCUAUAUGAAUAAGUGGAAUUCGAUGGUCUAUGGGUUGAUAUGAAUGAACCAGCUAAUUUCUGUGAAGGAGAAUGUGAUUGGAACAAAUUGAAUAAUGAAAUCAUCUUUCCAUACAUCCCAGGAUAAAUACCAUUGGCUAAUAAGACAUUGCCUCCUCAUUUGUUACAUCAUGGCCAAUAUUUACAUAAGGAUGUACAUAAUCUCUAUGGAAUCAUGGAUUCUUACUAUACUUAUUAAGCUCAAAAAGAAUUGGGGAAGGUGCAGCCAUUCCAAAUCACCAGAUCUACAUUUCCAGGUACUGGUAAAUAUGCUUAACAUUGGACAGGAGAUAAUGGAGCAUCAUGGGAUUUCCUUUAUUUAUCGCUGGGACAAGUAUUUUAAUUUUAAAUAUUCGGAAUUCCAAUGGUCGGAGCUGAUGUUUGUGGCUUUAUGGGUGACACAAACGAUAAGCUCUGUUGUAGAUGGAUUUAGCUGGCCUUCUUUUACCCCUUUUUCAGAAACCAUAAUAAUGAUUUAUCGAAACCAUAAGAGUUCUACAAUCUUGGCUUUCAUGUUAUUCAAUCUGCUUAAAAAAACAUCCAUCUCAGAUAUACAUUAUUGAAAUGGUUUUAUUCUGUUUUUAUUAGAGAAUAAAAUCAUGGCUCAAUAAUAAAUCCCUUGUUUUUCAUCUUCCCUGAGGACUAUCUUACAUACAGAGACUUUGUAAUGGACACUCAAUUGUUGAUAGGAGAGGAGUUGAUGGGUGCCCCAAUUCUCGAAGAAGGAGUUACUAGAAUUGCAUAUUUCCCAGAUUCGAACUGGUAUGAUCUCAUUACUGGAUUGGAAUUGAAGGGCAAAUAAGAUCAUACUCUGUAUUGUUCAUACAAUGAAAUAGUUCCAAUAUUUUUAAGAAGUGGAUACCUAGUGAUACAAAAUACAAAAGAAAUGAUUAAAAAUCUUAAAUCUUUAGAUAAUCAUUAUAGAAUUAUUGCAGCUCCAUUAAACCAAGAAGCAAAAGGAGUAUUCGCAGAUUUAGAUAAUUUUGAAGAUGAAGAAAAGGCACUUGAAGCUGAAAUUAUUAAUAUAAAAUUAGCAGUUGAAGAGAAGAGUAUAAAGAUUACGAUUUCUUAAAGUCACUCAGAAUUAUUGAUAGAUGAGAUAUUGAUUUACGGUUUAGAAUGUUCAUACAAGUAAUGCACGUCUGGGUAUUAUAAAUACAACUCAGUAUUCAAAGGUCCAUUUAGUUUGGGACAAGAUAAAACAGAAUUAGUGCUAAAAUGA